GCGCGGGGGGGUGGUGGUGCUGGAGCCAUCUUGCUGCCCCCAGCGCGGCGGGCGUUUCACCCCCGCUCCCCGUUAUGGCAGAGCAGGAGCAGCCCUGGGGAGGCCGCUCAGGCCUCGCCUCCAGCCCUUUGCAGGCCCCGAGGAAAGACCAAAACCCACCUGCGGACAGAAGUAACUUCCAGAAGUGAAAGCCAUGUUACUGAAGAUCAUCUUGUCUUCUGGAAAUAGAAACACAGUGAACAGAUGAAUCUAUUCAGCCACACAUUCCUCCAGUAGAUAUCUCUCAUCAUGGAGCACCACAGCAGGGAGGAGAUGGACUCGAAAGAGGAAAGUCCUCAGGUGUGGGCUGACUCUGCUGAGCAGGAACAGAAUACUGCUCAGGUGCACUUCGUCCCUGAAGGGGGGGCAGUGGCACAGAUCGUCUACAGUGAUGACCAGGACCGUCCCUCGCAGCAAGUGGUCUACACGGCAGAUGGCACCUCCUACACCUCCGUGGACACCUCGGAGCACACGCUAGUUUACAUCCAUCCCGUGGAAGCUACGCAGACUCUGUUUACAGAUCCGUCCCAAGUGGCUUACGUCCAGCAGGAUGCUACCACGCAGCAGGUAACUGUGCUCUUGCCUGCUGCUGCUCAGAGCAUGAAUCCCACCAACCUGUCCGUGCUCGGCAACGUUGCCGAAUCCCCCCAGCAAAUGGCUCUGGAGCAGGGUCCACAAGCAGAUAGAGCAUCGCUACCGGUGCAUAACCAGGUGUUACCUCCUAUGGAGGCAGUGGAUGGUUCUGACCCUUUAGCACCUCUGCAGAAUCAAAUGGGAAGGAUGGAAACAAAAGAGGAAGAUGACGAAGAUGAGGAUGAGGAGGAAGAUGGGGAAGACACUGACAUGGAUGAAUGGGAUCCAGAUCCACCUCGACCUUUUGAUCCCAAUGAUCUGUGGUGUGAAGAAUGUAAUAAUGCGCAUCCCUCUGUGUGUCCAAAACACGGACCGCUGCAUCCAAUCCCAAACCGGCCCGUGCUGACCAGGGCGAGAGCCAGCCUCCCCCUGGUGCUGUACAUAGACAGAUUUCUGGGAGGUGUGUUCUCCAAAAGGCGUAUCCCUAAACGCACACAGUUUGGACCCGUGGAAGGACCCCUGGUUAGACAAACUGAACUCAAAGACUGCUACAUCCAUUUGAAGGUGUCUCUUGAUAAGGGUGACAGAAAAGACAGAGAUUUGCAAGAGGACUUGUGGUUUGAACUUUCUAGCGAGGCUCUUUGUAACUGGAUGAUGUUUGUGCGUCCCGCUCAGAACCAUUUGGAGCAGAACCUGGUGGCGUAUCAGUACGGCCACCAUAUUUAUUAUACGACAAUUAAAAACGUGGAGCCCAAGCAGGAGCUUAAGGUGUGGUAUGCUGCCUCUUAUGCAGAGUUUGUGAACCAGAAGAUCCAUGACAUAUCUGAGGAGGAAAGGAAGGUUCUCAGAGAGCAAGAAAAGAACUGGCCGUGUUACGAGUGCAAUCGUCGUUUCAUGAGCUCAGAGCAACUCCAGCAGCACCUCAACUCCCACGAUGAGAAGCUGGACUUCUUCAGCAGAGCCAGAGGCAGAGGUCGUGGGCGAGGAAAGAGGAGGUUUGGACCAGGCAGACGCCCGGGGCGCCCGCCCAAAUUCAUGCGUAUGGAAGUAACCAGUGAAAAUGGCGAAAAGUGUGAAGAAGGGACACAGGACUUGCUGCAUUUUUCCAGCAAGGGGCAGUUUGAUGAGGCCGGACAAACUACACUGAAUGGGCUGGAGCAGCAGGAACAGACUCCAGUGCCAUCAGAGACUCAGUCGGCACUGGAUCAGCAGUCAGAAAGCCACCCGCUGCAAAUCCAGCCGCAGCACGAUGAGAGCACGGUGCCUACGCAGAGCACCAUGACGGCAGAUGACAUGAGGCGAGCAAAGCGUAUCAGGAAUGCAGCUCUUCAACAUCUGUUCAUACGGAAAUCUUUUCGCCCGUUCAAAUGCCUGCAGUGUGGGAAGGCCUUCCGGGAAAAGGACAAACUGGAUCAGCACUUGCGGUUUCAUGGACGGGAAGGGAACUGCCCUUUGACCUGCGAUAUCUGCAACAAGGGCUUCAUCAACAGCAGCGCUCUCGAGAGCCACAUGAAGUUCCACAUGGACCAGAAAACGUACUCUUGCAUUUUCUGUCCCGAGUCCUUCGACCGCUUGGAUCUGCUCAAAGAUCACGUGGCCAUCCAUGUCAAUGACGGCUAUUUCACCUGCCCUACCUGUAAAAAGCGCUUUCCAGACUUCAUCCAGGUGAAGAAGCACGUACGCAGUUUCCAUUCAGAAAAGAUUUACCAGUGUACGGAAUGUGACAAGGCUUUCUGCCGUCCCGACAAGCUGCGACUCCACAUGUUGCGACAUUCAGACCGCAAAGACUUCCUGUGCUCCACAUGUGGCAAGCAGUUCAAGAGGAAAGACAAGCUGCGAGAACACAUGCAGAGGAUGCACAACCCAGAAAGAGAGGCCAAGAAAGCUGAUCGAAUCAGCCGCUCAAAAACCUUCAAGCCUCGGAUAGCUUCCACCGACUACGAGAGCUUCAUGUUCAAGUGUCGCCUGUGUAUGAUGGGCUUCCGCCGGAGGGGGAUGUUGGUGAAUCAUUUAUCAAAGAGACAUCCAGACAUGAAAAUAGAAGAGGUGCCAGAACUCACAUUGCCUAUCAUCAAGCCCAACAGAGAUUACUUCUGUCAGUACUGUGAUAAGGUGUACAAAAGUGCCAGCAAGCGCAAAGCACAUAUCCUGAAGAACCAUCCUGGUGCUGAGUUACCUCCAAGCAUCCGCAAGCUGCGCCCUGCAGGCCCAGGAGAGCCAGAUCCCAUGCUCAGCACCCACACCCAGCUGACGGGCACCAUAGCCACUCCUCCAGUCUGCUGUCCUCACUGCUCCAAACAGUACAGCAGCAAGACAAAGAUGGUACAACAUAUUCGCAAGAAGCACCCGGAAUUUGCUCAGCUCCCUAACACGAUACAUGCGCCACUGGCAACAGCUGUCAUCAGUUCCACUCCUGCUGUUCUAACCACUGACAGCACUACCGGAGAGACUGUUGUGACAACAGAUUUACUGACCCAAGCGAUGACAGAGCUGUCCCAGACCCUCACAACAGACUAUCGAACUCCUCAGGGAGAUUACCAGCGAAUCCAGUACAUCCCUGUGUCUCAGUCGGCAACUGGCUUGCAGCAGCCUCAGCAUAUACAGCUGCAGGUUGUUCAAGUGGCUCAGGCUACCUCACCUCACCAGUCCCAGCACUCCACAGUGGACGUCGGGCAGCUUCACGAUCCCCAGACAUACACCCAGCAUGCCAUCCAGGUGCAGCAUAUCCAGGUCACAGAGCCAUCCCCAGCAACUCAGUCGUCAUCGCAGGUUGGUGGUCAGCCAUUGAGUCCCUCCUCACAACAAUCUCAGCAGGAACUCAGCCCCUCGCAGAUGCAGACAACUACAUCUACCCAAAACCCAGCCCUCCAGCAGCAGCAAGGUUCUUCAGUCCAGCACACGUAUCUUCCCAGCACGUGGAACUCAUUUCGGAGCUAUUCAUCUGAGAUUCAGAUGAUGGCCAUUCCCCAAGGCCAGUACGUGAUCGCAGAGACAGCUGUAGGUACACCUGUCACGACUGUCAACACAGGGCAAGUGAAAGCAGUUACCCAGACUCAUUAUGUGAUAUCUGAAGGUCAGCCUGAUCUGGAUGUCAAACAAAACUCUUCGCUCUCCAGUGAGGUACAGGUCGGUGUUUCCCAGCCUUCAGCCCACACUGAUACCUUGGAAUCUCAAACAAGUAAUCAGCAGCAAACCACCCAGUACAUAAUCACUACAACCACCAAUGGGAACGGGGGCAGUGAAGUGCACAUCACUAAACCGAGAACUUUCUCAGCAGAACAUGAAUGAAGAAACCCUGUGGUGUCACUUGCUCGUACUUUUGACCUCCCCAAAAAGCCCAAAUAUAUGGGUAUCCUGGAGCUCAUGAUUUAAAGUAUAUGCUCACUUAACUUCAACUAAAAUCUCGGAGCUCUUGUUAAUGCUUUAAGAGGGUGUAAGUCCCCUGUGACAAAGAAGAAGUACCCUCAAAAUCCUUCUGGGAUGCCACUUUAUGCAGCUUUUAACAAAAAGGACAAGAAGAGAAAUGGAAUCUCUGCUUGCCCUGGAGUUUAUUUUUUGGCAUGUCUGCUGACCCUUAUUUUUCCUUUUUGGAAGUGUCUCCAGUAAACAACACUUAUUUCAAUGGUAUGGGAAAAAGCUUGCCUGACUGAAGGCUAACUGGCAGAUUAUGUUCUAUGUAUAUUUUUAAUAGGAGCCGUUAAACAAGAGGACAUCAUGUAAAUUGCUGGAGUAUGGCAGAACUGCUUCCUGUGUGUUUGUUUCAGCAGCCGAGGUGAAAGGGAAUAUACCGGCUCGAUAGAGCAGACUGCCUGGAGAAAAAGAGGAGCAGCAAAGUGGUGACUCCUUGUGUAUGUUUGUGGGGAUGGAUAUAACAAUGAAGCUGUGAAGCUGUGCAGAAGCAGUCCAUUAAAUUAUUAUUUUUCCAAUCCUCUAGAACUGUUUACAUGCUGUCUGCCCUGCCCUACCUUACCAAGCAGUUCAGAAGAAGGAAACGUGCAGUCUUAAAACCUUGUUGUUUGGAACAAACUGAUUGGAAUCAUAGUAGUAUAUAACGGUAGUACGGAGCCACUGUUAUCUCUUUUCCCCUCCAGCGUUUGCAGGGAAAUCGCCUUUUUGCCUGAAAAGAAAGGCUCAGCUUAGCCUGCAGAGCAGCUUCUGCUGUGACCUCUAAUGAUAGUUGUGUCAGGAGAAAAUGAGGGUAAGGGAAAGAGAAUAAUCCUUUUCUUUUUAUUUUGAUUUGGAGGUUAUGCAGUCAAAAGGCACUGAAACCUCUGCCUUGCAAUUGCUGUUUGAGACUUGCUUUAGCUUGCAAUGUUUGAAGAGAAGCUGUCUAAAACCAACUCCUGAGCAAGCCUCUAUGAAGUCAUAGGGUAGUCAUCUCUGUUGCCACCUCGAAGUGGAUGUAUUUUUCCCUUGAAGACUGGAUGGAGAGCUGGUUACUCUGAUUUUCCAGAUACCUUGUUAACAACACACUGUAAUUCCUUUGGACGGUUUCAUAAAAUGACCAGCCCUGGACUCAGGAAACACAGAAAAGAAAAAUGCUAGCGGACCACUAUUACAGGACAUAGAAAGCCAUCUGCAAGAGUUGCCUGCUUUGGUAGACCUGGUCUGUGUAUAGAAUUCAUGUUUAGGGACCAGGAGACAGGGAGAGAUAAGUUUUUAUCUUUAAAGGCAGUGUUUUGUUUUGUUUUUUUCCUUACACAAUUCUCCUUCACAGGUCUUGUAGGUUGGUUAUUUAAAUCAUUUUGGUAUUUGCAAGAAUAUGACUACAGCUCCAUUUACUGUUGAUGGGAUUAUACUGUAUGUGUCUAAACUUCCAUUCACUCUGCUUGAAAACUCAUCCCAGAACAUCAGUGCAUAAUAGGAUACCUUUAUUUAAAAAAACAAGAAGUUUUGUCUUAAUGGCCUCUGAGACCUGAGAGCUAGGAAGGGAUCUCAGUUUUUGUUAAUUCACUUUCUCCUGUGCUGCAUUGAGUGUAAAUCUGCAAUUCUUUUUCAUAAGUACUCCCACAGAUUUGGAUGAGGAUUACCAUAUGAAAGUGCUACAAAUGUUUACAGGUUACAGUAUCAGGCCUUACGGUGGUGAAGCUCUUAAAUGAGAGAAUUUAACACUUGGACUGGACAAGUGAAGCCUUGUUACUUGCUGGCAAAGCCUUGUAGCAUGUAUUGCUUGGUAAAUAAUGUAUCUGUUACUAUGGUGUGGAAAUAGUGACUGUGCAUGAUGAGAUAAAUCCUAUUUAAAACACUGGCCAGCUCAGAACUGCUUUGAGGUAGCCUGGAAGUGAUUUGCCAAAAUGUAGAUCAAUUUGUGCCUGGGAUUUCGCUUCUCUUACUCUACCAGUGUAUCGGGGCAUUAACGACUUUUGUACAAGUUGAUGAGGACCUGAGCUCCCAUCUAGUUAAUUGUGGUGAUGAGUGUCUUUUAAUUCAAUGGAUUUGGGAGCUGGUCCACUUUUGCAGCGCAGCCAAGCAACUGUAGUUCCCACUGACUGAGCAUCAGGCUGUUUCAAUGUUGUUCACGUGGGAGAACGGAAGGGAGCUCUUGCCUUGGCUUUUUCUCUGUUUCUAAUUCAAGAAGUAAUGGUACAAGUAAUCAGAAAACAGGAGACCUGGAAAUGGUAUGUUCCAUAGGAGUACUUCUGAAGUCUUUAAAGGUCUGCUCUAUAUAGAUGAAGAUCAAUGCUUUUCUCCUUAAAGCUGUUGCCAGAUAGGAUCAUGGAAUGAGGACACUUGUUCUUGUAUUGAUUAUUUAAAGCUGAAAGCUACUGGGUGUUACAGAAAACCAUUUCAAAGCAGCCUCUUUGAACUUGAAUCUGUCUGAAGUUUCCGCUCUGUCCCACACCAACAGCUGUUUACACAAGCCAUCAGCUUGACACCAGCGUAGUGAUUCACUGCCCCAAGUUAGUGGAUGCCUCAGCUGAGAGAAUCUUCCCUAGGAGUCAAGUGUCAGGAAUAUUCAUUCCAAUGUAAUGAGCCAGAGUGAUUACCCAGCCUGGGGCGAAGAGAGCUGAAGGCCCGGUUUUGGAAUAUAGAAUAGCUGUGCACCACAGUAGUACUGCAGGGCCUGCUUUUACAAAAAUGGGGGGGAAAUGAUUCUUUUCAUGGCUUCUUUUCUCAGACUUCUGCAGUGCAGAAGAUAGAGGUUUUUUUUUUUUGGUGGUGAUUUUUUUUUGUUUGUUUAAACAGCCAACCCAAAGAUGUCCAAUUGAGCUUAAUUCUGGUGUGCCCGGUUACUCGCCAGUGGCGACAUUGUGUGCUAGGGAGGGUACGUGGGGGGCUCUGCUGGGAGCAGUGCGCUUUUCCAUGUCGGUGGUUCCGAUUCCGUACUUUCUGCAGGAACUGCAUUUGCGCCGCUCCCACUGCUAGGUCCUUUAGGGCUAAAGCCAGAGGUUUUCACGGGGUCCUGAAGCUGACAGACUCGUUGCAUCCUCCUGCCCCUCUUCUGUUAUUUAAAUGUGUAUGUUUAUUGUACAUCCAGUGACCGUUAUAGUGUUAAUAGUCGUGUGCUACCUGCCCCGUGUAAAGAAAAAAACCUGAAAUAAUAAAUCUUUUCUUCCCCCCCUCCUUUUUUUAAAUACUGAA
Dromaius novaehollandiae (emu) is the source of this 7194-nucleotide messenger RNA. It is a transcript of the gene PRDM10, whose product is annotated as PR/SET domain 10. Gene Ontology annotation, biological process: positive regulation of transcription by RNA polymerase II. Gene Ontology annotation, cellular component: nucleus. The coding region runs from base 289 to 3900 and encodes 1203 amino acids. Gene Ontology annotation, molecular function: protein binding. The transcript has 24 exons. The record is from RefSeq and is a predicted model, not a curated record. Lineage: Eukaryota; Metazoa; Chordata; Aves; Casuariiformes; Dromaiidae.